Drosophila bipectinata is the source of this 7291-nucleotide messenger RNA. RefSeq lists its product as uncharacterized. NCBI's taxonomy places the organism in Eukaryota, Metazoa, Arthropoda, Insecta, Diptera, Drosophilidae. Gene Ontology annotation, molecular function: protein binding. The record is from RefSeq and is a predicted model, not a curated record.
AAAGCAAUACGCAAUGCUCUGAAAACGUAAACUCUGCGCUUUUCCUACGGCCUUUCCUUGGGUUUUUUGGCCAGCGCGAAUAUCGAUUGCUGACUGCCUUGCAUAAGUCCAGAGAGAUUAGUAUACAAACGCAGUCAAAACUGUCUGAAGCCCAGGUAUAAAAAAGUCACAAAAACCAUCUGAAAGGAGUCAGAAAGGACAACGAAUUACAGAAAAUAGAUCUUGGAGUGCAACUACAUCUACAUCUAGUAAUUAAGUUUUUUUUAAUCAACCGAAAUGGAGCAGCUGAAGCCAAAAGAUUUCAAAGCCUGGCCCAGACAAUUGACACGUUAAAAGCGAAAAACAACGAGGCGAAUGAGCAAUAUAUAUAUGUAUAGAGAGAGAUUUAUAUAGAAGUUGAGUUCAGCGAAUAUCUGUGAACGGGUCUAUUCUAGUAUCCUGUGUGCUUGUGUGUGCUUGCCCCUGUUUCGCUUUUCUUUUCCAUUUUAUUUCCUUUGUUGCUGUUUGUUUGUUACGCUGAAAAUGGAUAUUGCCUUGCGUGGCACAGCAUCAACGACUGGAACUGGCACUGGUCUACAUCAUGCUGUGUCAUUGGGCAACAUUGAGGUCUCCGCGAAGAGCACUUACUCCAGCCAUAUAGAUAGAAGUUACGAUUCCGAAGACGAACAUACUAGUCGCCGAAGACUCCGCCACACACUCUCCACCGAGUUACAGCCUCGCACUUCCGUUUACUCACGCGGAGAUAUUAGGGAACAGUACUGCCUCACAGAUCGCCAGUUGCAUAGCAUAGAGCAACGACCUAGGAGGGAACGAUUCUUUGGCUGCCUUUCUCGGAGAGGACAGACCCAGUCGGGAAGUUUUUUGGGCGGUUGUGUGGGUCGACGAGUGCCCUCUGAUGAAAAUCUAGCAGCCUAUGCUCCAUUUGAAAAAUAUCCACGCUAUCAGAACAACUAUACUGACACACACGAUAUGGAUAGUUCCUAUUUUCGACGUCAGCCGGCUUCCAUUUUGAGUACCGGUAAAUCGAGUGAUACGGAUUCGGGAGGACGCUACAGCUGGAUAGGUCAACAGCAACAACAACAACAGCAAGUGCAAAUGCAACAAACCAACAACAACACCGACUAUCAAACGGACCACAGGGCAACUUGUUGUACAGCACCACUUGAAUCCUUUUACCAGGAUGUUUUGCUACGGAAUUAUUAUGUCGAGCUUUGCGCUCCACCAAAUCCUACACCACCAACAUCACACACCAAUCAAAUCGCUAAUCUAAAUGUUUGCUCGUAUCACUGCCCCACGUACGCCACCAUGCCGACGACGCACCACCACCACCAGCACCACCAGCAGCCUGGUAGUAGUGUCAGGACCAAGCACGUAAGCUUCGCCAGGAGCCACACUCUGACCAGCUUCGACAACGUCAACGCCGGAUUUAGAUCUUCGGGCCGUUUGAAGUCGGCCAACAGCCAGGAGCGACUGAUUGGGGGCAAGAAGCCGAUUAUUGCCACAGGAUCCAUGUACGAGACACUGCAGCCCACGAUGCCGAAUCCGCAACAACAGACGCAACCGCCCCAGAGCUCCACGCUGCCGAAAACCUGGCUGCCGCCUCCAGUUCAGCUCCAACCAUGCCAUCACCAUGGACCCAUACACCUGCAUCAGCCAAUACCAGACAACAUGGUAGGCCUGAUCAUCCCACAACCCCUGCCCCUGGCUAUGCCGCUGCCACUGCCCAGUCCCGAGGUCCUGAUUGUCGAAAAGAAGUUCCGAAACGCCAUGAAGACCCAGGCCACUCAAACGGACGUGGCUGCCCGUCGCCAAGAGGGCUAUAAUACCCAGGUGCUGGCCCUGAGUCCCCGGCCGCCCCAUCGCAUUAAAGUGGUGUCGCAGGGGGCCCAGACCAAUGGCCUGCAAAACGGCAAAAAGCUCACAAAAAGCCUCUCGGAGAUACCGAACGGCAAGGAUGUGCAAUCAUAUCAUUAUCCUCAGAGUUCCAUGUAUCCCCACGAGAUGAUCUACCGCACUCAGUCGCAGGAUGUGGUUCCGCUGCAGACCCUCUCCGACGCCCAGAACAACAUAAUGUACUACAAGCCGCCGCCCCCGCUCCUGGAUGCCCAUAGCUAUGGCCUGGGAAUGGAGCACCUGAGUCGGGGCCGGCCAUCGCCCUCUGUGGAGAACGUGGAGUACGUGAAUGUAAAUGCCGCCGCAGUGGCGUUAAAUGAAAGCUUCGACUACGAGAGCAACAGUUUGCCUCGACGAGCUUGUACCUCGCAUGUCCGCACCGAAACGGACUACUAUUCCAACAGCUUGCCGAGGAAGCCGGAGAAUCUGCACACCCACGACGUCUGUAAGCACAUCACCGAGUGCUCGGAGCUCAUCAACGACACUGUUCCUCUGGACUUUACCCAAUCCCAUCUACUGCCACCGCCCAGCGAGUAUUGCAAGAACGACGACGACGUGGAGUACUACGACGACGAUGAGGAUCCGCCCCACGAGACCGAGAGCUACAGCUCAGAGGUGUGCAUCGAACAAGUGGCAGCCCAGAAUCGUAGAAUGUCGAUGCUGCCCCAGAUGAUCGAUUCACCUUUCCGGCGGGACGACAUUCGGCGCCAGUCCAUGCCGGUUUAUGGCCAAACUGAGAAGCUCAUUGACGGCUUCGGGCCGAGGACCUCCUUCCGCCGUCGCGACAAGGUCAGCUGCUUUGCCGACGAACCUCCCCAGGCCCCCAGUCGCGAUGAGCAGGAGAUUUUCAUCGACUUUAAGCCACACAUCUCGCCGAAGCCGAGUCCAAAGUUGCAGCUGAAGCACCGGAAGCAGCACAAGGCGGAAAUCGCCAUGAAGAAGAUGCAGCAGCAGAGGAUGGCCCAGGCGGCUGCUCUGACUCUGCCGAAGCCCAAGCCACAGCCAGUCGAAGUUGAGGUUAGAAAAGUUGAACAUGAGCCCAGCGAGGACGACGAGGAAGAAGAGGAUGCCGAGGAGGAACCCGAGGAAGAGGACGAGGACGAGGAGGAAGAGGAGGAGAAGCUGGAUCCCGAUCAUCCGGAGGAUGAGGAGCCACUCUACGAGAACAUCACACCCUCGUGUGGCUGCAAAAUCGAACCGAUCCAAACUGACCUCCAGGAUAUCCAGGACAAACGGUCACAGUUUCGCAAACGAUCGGUUAGCCUCGAUGAUGAUUACGCCGCAUCGACGGCCCUGGUAUCGGGAUCCACUCCUGGCCUGAGACUUCCGUCCACACCGGCCAGUCCUUGCCGGGAUGAGCUGCUGGCCAAUGUUUCAACUUAUCCAUCCUCAGACUCGCUGGCCAAUGACAAUACACGCGAUCAUUCCGACGGCAUCUGGAAUGAGUCGCAGGUUACUGUCUUGACGGCUGAACAGCGCGAUAUUUCCGAUGGUUCCUACAGCUCCAACUUGCUGCUGACUCCGUCGUCCAAGCGAAAGAAUCUGUUGCUGCAGCAUCAGCAACGCAGCUCAGUGGAUACGGAUGCCUUGGAUUUCGAGGAACAGAGUCCCACCUAUGGCCUGCAAACACUGCCGAAGAUCAUAAAGACCAGUACUCCGACCACUUCCAGGCCAGCAUCCACCCAACCACUGAUACCACCGCCUGCCAUUGCAGUGACCCCAUCAUCGAAUCAACUGCCGGAGACCUCCAUUAGCUCCCCAUUGCCGAAAAGGAUAAUGGUGGCCAGGGGUUCAGUUCCAGAUGCCCGUCAGCUGAUAUUCAUGGGCGGAGCAGGCAAACAAAGACACUCGGAUGCAUCCUUUUUGCCCAUGGGCGGCACGGACUACGCCCGGAGUGCGGAUAUAUCCGAGUGCAGCACCAACACAGAUGAGUAUGCCACCUGCACGGACAACUCGAAACGCACACCAGUUUCCACGCAGAGCUCGCAGCUGGAAAAGACCCAUGCCGGCAGCUCCUUUGAAAGCGCCAGCUCCUUGUACUCCAUGCGUGAGGAUCUACUGCAGCAUGACGAAAAGGAUAAGGACAAGGACAAACAGGUGGCUCUUGCCAUGAUCCAACUAAAAUCCCCCAUGGGCUCUGUGGCCGAGCUGACCAAGAAGUCACCGUCGCAUUCCAUCAGUAGCACCACUUCUUCGGGCAGCUGCCCCGUUUCCGGUGUGGCCACCAAGUCGCCUGCCAAGGAUGGCCAGCCCCAGACCGCUGUUUCCAGCUCAGGGACGAACCAAACAAAAGUCAGCACCGCGGAGAGUACACCACUGGCGGCUGGUAAGCCCAAACCGGAUUCCAUAUCCGAGGACGAAAGGAGUGAGGUGCGCUACUCCUCGUCGGGCUACUACGAGAGUCCCCACGACGAGGACGACGAGGAACAGGUGAUGCGCAGCAAGGCCCGACGACUGCGGCAAGAGGACGAGCGGAAGCGCCGCAAGACCAGCAUGAAGCUGGACAUCGAGAAGGAGAACAUGAGGGCCCUGACUAGUCCCAUAAAGAAGCCAGCCACCCAGGGCAAGAUCACCUCCCCCGAGCAACAGAAUCCUGGCUUGCCCGACACUGGCAGUCCCAGCAAGAUGAAACGUUUCCGUCCCAAGAUACGACGUCAGUUGAGGAAGAGCUCCAGGGAGGACGUUCUGGCGGCAGCGGCAGCUCGCAGAAGCCGGCCCACUAUUUUCGGCCUGAGCAGUGGCAGUGGCGACACGGAGAUCCUUUUAGAUGCCAGCAUGUCUACAGGAACUCUGUCAGGCACAACUGCUUCCAUUACCACAAGCAAAAUCUCUGUGGGCUCCAAGGCAUCAGCCCCAGAGAUUACGGCUUCCACCCAAUCAGAGCCUGUGGUGCCCUCUUCCGCCGCAAAGAAGCCCCAUAGCUGUGCCACGCCUACGGCCCUGCUGUCGCCUAAACUGCCCACAGUCAGCAGCACUCACUCGAAAUCGACCUCUGAGACCUUUCAGCUUAAAGCCAAGUCCAUUGAGUCCUUGCGCUCCGUGUCGCCAGGAUCGGACUCGGUUUUCUACAGCGAGGCUGAUGGAAAUGCCGCCAGUGCCGAUCAGAGUCACUGCCUCCACUGUGGCAAGGAGAUGGAGGGAAAGCAGCAGAGCAACACAAUCAGCGAACUGGCCGGGGACUCGGUGGAGUCCAUACCCUACAUCGAACAGGAUAUAGUGAAGCCACCGUCGGAUUUUGCCGACUCCCCAGUGACCACCAAGACCACUCAGCGUUUGUACAAGAAAAUGGACAAGCGCUUCCGAUCGGAGGAGCGGUAUCACGGCGAAAGGGGCAGGCACUACAAGACCAGACAGGAAAACAUAAGAGCCAAGAGCGAAGAACGUGGUCGGGUGCCCAGCUUGCCGAAUACUCCAGUCCUGCGCCCUGCCGGCUCCAGUCCUUGUGUCCUGCCAGACAUAAAAACGGAGCAGAGUCAGCACAUUAUAUACAAAGGUCACUACGAUGCAGGACGCUAUACACGCUUGACCGAUGACGAUUUGUGGACUCAGUUGGAUCAUCAAUGCUUUGAUCGUUCUCGAGAACGUCGUGCCUCCACAGAAUCUGAAAAAGGCUUUCAUGCCAAAUACCAAGUAAUUCUCCAUAGACUGGUUCAACGUCGCUGCACCCUGGAAAUGUAUCAUCGCCAAAAACACAACAGCUUUCGCGUGGACAAGACUGUGGUGGUGAAAAGUGAUUCGGGUGAGUUUGGCUUUCGCAUUCAUGGCUCGAAGCCCGUGGUGGUGGCUGCCAUUGAACCGGAGACUCCGGCUGAGAGUUCGGGCCUCGAAGUGGGCGACAUCAUCAUAUCCGUGAAUGGGGUUCAGGUGCUGGACAAACAUCACACCGAGGUGGUUAAGAUAGCCCACGAUGGCUGCGAGAAACUGGCUCAGGUAGCCAGGACCAUUGGGGUCCUCAUGCACGAACAGCUGGAGCCACCAAGUCAGCCCAUUUUCAGCGGAUAUCUGUGGCGGCAGAGUGGGCAGGCCAAAGGAGCUCCCAACUCAAAGAAAUGGGUGCGACGUUGGUUCUCCCUGAGGCCCGAUAAUUGUCUGUACUACUACAAAACUGAAGAUGACUCUCAGCCUGUGGGUGCCAUGAUUAUGGCCAAGCACACCGUCGACUUGUGCUCCGUGGACAUUGGCAAGCCAUUCGCCUUCAAGGUGGACUCUGGCGAAGGCAUCCCCAUGUAUGUGGCUGCCGACUCCGAUGAACUGGCCAACCGGUGGCUCCAACUUCUAAGACAGGCAGCUGCUCAGGAUAACCAGUGGCUAGACAAGAGUGCCCGGUGUUUGUAUCAGAGCCCCACCAGCAUCCAAAGGCCCGAUUGCUUCGGCUACUUGCUGAAAUUGGGCUCAAGGUGGUGCGGCUGGUCGAAGCGGUAUUGUGUUCUUAAGGAUGCCUGCCUCUAUUUUUACCAAGAUGCAAAUAGCAAGAGUGCAUUCGGCAUGGCCUGCUUGCACGGCUACAAAGUGGCCUCAAUGUCCGCGAACGCGUCCGGAAAGAAGAACUCGUUCGAGAUAAUACCACCAGAAACCAAAUUGCGUCAUUAUUUUUUCUGCACCGAAAGCGAAAUGGAUAAGAAGCGCUGGAUAUCCGCACUGGAAUACUCUAUUGAUCGCUGGAUAAAGUCCGGGUAACUAAGGUUAAAGACACGCUCCAGAUCGGCUCUGAGCAGCCGGCUCAAGCGUCGCAGUUUUAGCUAUUUCAUGGAUUAGGCCAAGAUUCAUGGACUUGUUCGACACUAGUACGGGUACUACCAAAACAAAACACACACUUAGAAUGUAAGCCAAGGAAACGGAAACCAAUUAGUCUUUAGGCAUAGAUGAUUGCUUAGUCCAAGGAAUUUAGUCGGUCAUUCAAAAAUCGGGUUUAAAACUAUUUUGAACAAAAGCGUACUUACACGUAUAUAUUAUAUACACAUAUAGAGGAAUACAAUUGAACAUUUUUGGUGUGUAUUCUUGUUAUAUAGCUUACAAAAUUAACAUAUAUAGGUAUAUAUAUACAACUAAUGUUUAGUGAGGUUGUCAUGUCACUUAAAUAUACAAAAAUAUAGCCGCGCGAGGGGAGAAGAGAUCGUACAGCAGACCAAAUUGAUUGUCUAAUGUAUAUAGAAUUCAUCUAGGCUAAAUCGGAAUCCAAAUUAGAAUGAUUAGGUAUUCAAGGCUCCAAAGGCAAGGCACGGCGAGAGAUUUUUAGAUAAAUGUCUAUUUACAGAAAGGGUAAACCAAAACGAGAAAGACGCGAGACCAACAUUUCGGAAUUAUCAAAGAUUAAUAGUUCAUUCAGAAAUCCUUAUCGAGGGCCGACACAAGUUUCCCAUUUUCCAUAGCUGCUUCCAUCGUCAUAAAUAUAUAAAUA